AUGGAGCUACAAGUGGAAAACCAAAGUCAGCCUUUCAACACCAACACUGUGAGGCUGCCAGCUAAACCUAUCCUGGAGAUGGGUGUAGAUAACUUUAUUUCUCUCCUGAUAUUUGGACUUAUUUUCAUCCUCGGUGUGCUUGGGAACACCAUGGUGAUCACGGUGCUGGCGCGCAGCAAACCGGGACAACCGAGGAGCACAACCAACAUCUUCAUCCUCAACCUGAGCGUGGCGGACCUGUCCUACCUCCUCUUCUGCGUCCCCUUCCAGUCCACCAUCUACAUGCUGCCCACAUGGGUGCUGGGAGCGUUCAUCUGCAAGUUCAUUCAUUAUUUCUUCACUGUGUCCAUGCUGGUCAGUAUUUUCACCUUGUCCGCGAUGUCCGUGGACCGCUACGUGGCCAUCGUCCACGCCAGGAAAUCCUCGUCGAUCCGGGUGGGGAGGCACGCCAUGCUCGGAGUGGUGCUCAUCUGGAUCCUGUCUUUGGUGAUGGCAGCGCCCGUUGCGCACUACCAGAGCAUCGUGGAGAGGGAGGACAACAACACCUUUUGCUGGGAGGUUUGGCCGGAUCACCAGAGGAAAGUUUACGUGAUGUGCACUUUUGUUUUCGGAUACCUCCUGCCGCUCACUUUGAUCUCUGUCUGCUAUGCAAAGGUUUUAAACCAUCUGCGCAAAAAGCUGAAGAAUGUCUCCAAAAAAUCAGAGCUCUCCAAAAGGAAGACUGCUCAGACCGUCCUGGUGGUGGUCGUGGUCUUCUGUCUGUCGUGGUUGCCUCACCACAUCGUCCACCUGUGGGUGGAGUUUGGCUCUUUCCCCCUGAACCAGGCCUCCUUCGUCUUCAGGAUGCUGGCUCACUGCUUGGCCUACAGCAACUCCUCUGUCAAUCCCAUCAUCUACGCCUUCCUGUCGGAGAACUUCAGGAAGUCCUACAAGCAGGUUUUCUGGUGCCGGCUGCCCAGCAAGUGUCCUAUGAACGACACCAGGGAGCUCCGCAGCAGGAUGGAGACGGCACCGUCCACUAACAUCAGUGUGGCUUAUAAAGGUCAUGAGUCUCAGAUCAGUAAAAUGCUUUGAUGUUGCUGCUUUUUUCUUGCUCUUUUUGUUCUGUAUAGAGAUAGUGGAUCUUUGAGGCCAAUACAUAUAUUGAUCUGUUUAAGAUUUUAAAAAAUACAUUAUAUAUAUUUCUUUUUUUAACAUACUGUGAACAGCUGUGUUUGAAGAGAGCUCUGUAAAACUCAACAAUGUUACUGAUUACUCAUUUUUAUGAAACAUUUUAAACAUUUUAUUAAUAAGGUAGUCUGGGUGUAUAUAUGGUAAGUAUCAGGCCUGUUUCCUGCUCCAACAAACCACAAGAGGAGGAAAAACUUGGCAGCUGUGUGAGGUACAAAAAGUGCUACAAAUUAGAAAGAAACAGUCCCUUAAGGAUUUUGUAGGGCCUAAAAUGUGUGAUGUCAUGGCAGCUUUUCUCAAAAAAUGCAAUGCACGUUGCAAUGUCUUUUUUUUUGCACUGUGGUUGUGGAAGCAGGUGAAAACUGUAAAAAAUUAGUUGCAUUUGUUUUUAUCCCCCCCAAAGUUACACCUGAUGCAAAACAGUUUCCCCCUCCUUCUGUGCAGAACAUCAGGGAAUUGCCUUGCAUGGUGUUUACCAGUAACCGUAGUAGGCAACUACAGUUAAGAUUCUGGUGAUCGGACAAAAUUGCAAGGUCACACAGAAUUCACAGGGAUGGGUUGAAUUUGAGUUAAUUGUUGUGAUUGUAGGGAGCCCUGUGCGGAUUGUUGGGGAAUCUUCUCUCAAUAUAGCACUUACGACUUCUGUGCGGAGU
Molecule: messenger RNA, 1823 nt
Organism: Epinephelus lanceolatus (giant grouper)
Lineage: Eukaryota; Metazoa; Chordata; Actinopteri; Perciformes; Serranidae
Gene: galr1a
Product: galanin receptor 1a
Biological process (GO): positive regulation of cytosolic calcium ion concentration; G protein-coupled receptor signaling pathway; negative regulation of adenylate cyclase activity
Cellular component (GO): plasma membrane
Molecular function (GO): galanin receptor activity
Source: RefSeq, a predicted model, not a curated record